Molecule: messenger RNA, 3199 nt
Organism: Hydractinia symbiolongicarpus
Lineage: Eukaryota; Metazoa; Cnidaria; Hydrozoa; Anthoathecata; Hydractiniidae
Product: poly [ADP-ribose] polymerase 1-like
Exons: 29
Coding region: 39-2981 (980 amino acids)
Cellular component (GO): nucleus
Molecular function (GO): NAD+ poly-ADP-ribosyltransferase activity; zinc ion binding; DNA binding
Source: RefSeq, a predicted model, not a curated record
AUAUAAUGUUUUGAAUAGUGUGUAUAGUAUAACCAACCAUGUCAGAAGAUCUACCAUACAUGGCAGAAUAUGCAAAAUCUGGCCGAGCUGGCUGUAAGGGCUGCAAAACGAACAUAGCCCAGGAUUCUUUGCGAAUUGCAAGAAUGGUUCAGUCACCACAUUUUGAUGGAAAGGUCCCACAAUGGUAUCAUUUCCGAUGCUUUUUUCAAAAAUUUAAACCAAAAUCUUGCUCAGAUAUUGGAAAAUUCGACACUCUGCGUUGGGACGACCAAGAGAAAGUUCGAGCAAAAUUUACUGGGUGUGAGACUGUUAAAGAUGAGGUUGAUGGUCCAAGUUGCAAUAACAAUAACAGUGAUUUUCAAAUUGAAUAUGCUAAAUCUGGUAGAGCAAAAUGCAGACAAUGUGAAGAGAAAAUAGAGAAAGGUGUUAUUCGAAUUUCCAAACUAAUGGAACCAGAAGAAGUAAAGUUUGCCAGGGGUCCUGUACCUCAUUGGCAUCAUGUUAAAUGUUUUGUGGAAAGAAAAACAGAAUUAGACGUUGGUGACUUGGCAGCCACUGAUAUUCCUGGAUUUACAUCGUUAAACGACGAGGACCAAAAGUCAGUAUUGAAGCAAGUUGGAACUAAAAAGAAAAAAGCAUCUAAAAAGAAGAAAAUUGUUGCAGAGCAGAAGAAGGAACCUGUUGCUGAAGAGAAACUCAGCGAAGAAGCCAAAAAGUUAAAGCAACAAAAUGAAAAGUUUUGGAAAAUCAGAGAUCAGCUUUUUAAAACUUGCAGUAAUGCUGUGCUUCGAAGCAUGUUGGAAGCAAAUAAUUACGACAGUACAGGUGGAGAGAGUAAGAUUUUGGACAGUUGUGCUGAUGGAAUGAUGUUUGGUGCACUGGAAACAUGUCCAGACUGUGACAAAGGACGACUGGCAUACAAAUCUGAGGGAUAUGCAUGCACUGGUAACAUCAGUGGGUGGACACGCUGUGUGUAUGUCACUCACACACCAAAAAGAAAAAUGUGGAAAAUACCCAUUGAUUUAAAGGAAGAUAACGAUUUUUUAUCUAAAUUCAAAUUAAAAAUCAGAGAUCGAAAAUUUCCUGCAAGUGCUGUAGCUCAGCUGAAGAAACAGUCAAGUACAAGCAACAAACCGUUGGAGAAUAAAAAAAUUGUGUUGGUUGGAAAGCUUAAGCAAACUAAGGCAGAAUUGCGAUCAAAAGUUGAAGAACUUGGUGGUACUUUAACUGACAGUGUAAAUAAAUCGUGUUUUUGUUGUGUAAGCUCGCCUGGGGAGGUUUUGAAAUCUGGUAAAAAGAUGCAAACGGUAGAAGCAAAUGAUAUUCCUGUAGUCGCUGAAGAGUACAUCGAUGCUGUCACAAAAGGUGGCGCGGAACUACUUGUAACACAGUAUGCAAUAGCACCUUGGGGCGGAAAUCAUGAGCCCACGGACGAAACAGAUGGUAAAGCCAGUGGAUCUCGCAAACGGAAAAUAGAAAAAUCGUCUGCUGAAUCUUCGAAAAAAGCAAAAUUAACAAUGAAAGGAGGAGCCAUUGUGGAUCCAGAUUCAGGGAAGGAAGAUACUUGUCAUGUGUUAUCGUUUCGAAACGAAUUAUACAACGCAGUGUUAGGCAUGGUUGAUUUAUUAAGAGGGACAAAUUCUUACUACAAAGUUCAAGUUUUGGAACACGAUACAAAAAAAAAUAAAUUUUAUGUGUUUCGUGCGUGGGGACGUGUGGGAACUACUAUUGGUGGCAACAAAUUAGAGUCAUUCAAUGACCGUGAAGAUGCUAUAUGGAAUUUUAAAGAAGUAUACGAAGAGAAAACAGGCAAUUCUUGGCAUAACCGAAAAAAUUUUGUGAAGAAACCUUCAAGGUUUUACCCGUUGGAUAUCGACUAUGGCCAGGAGGACGAAACACUCCAAAGUUCUGUUGCCCCGGGUAGCCUGAGUAAGUUAACUAAUCCAGUAAAAGAGUUGAUCAAGCUGAUAUUUGAUGUCGAGGCGAUGAAACAUGCCUUAGUGGAAUUUGAGAUUGAUUUAAAGAAAAUGCCACUUGGUAAACUUUCGAAGAAACAAAUUGAAACAGCUUAUGCUUGUCUCGGUGAAUGCCAAAAGUGUGUAACUGAUGGUGUAACUGGUUCGAAAGUUCUCGAUGCUUCCAACCGCUUCUUCACAUUGAUCCCUCACGAUUUCGGAAUGAAGAAGCCGCCCCUUUUAGACAACAGUGACCUCAUUAACUUAAAAAUAAAAAUGUUGGACAGUUUGCUGGAGAUUGAGAUAGCCUACAGUUUACUAAAAGGAUCGAAAGGUGAUGCUGAAAAGGAUCCACUUGAUCUACAUUACGAAAGUUUAAAAGCAGAUAUACAUGAGAUUGAAAAGAGUUCAGAGGAAUUCCUUAUGAUCAAAGAAUAUGUAAAGAAUACGCACGCAAAAACACAUGGAAGUUAUUCGCUUGAUGUAGAUGAGGUGUUUUCUGUCGUACGGCAAGGUGAACGGCAACGGUACCGACCAUUUAAAGACUUACCGAACAGACAGUUAUUAUGGCAUGGAUCAAGAACGACUAACUACGCUGGUAUUUUAUCUCAAGGGUUGCGGAUUGCUCCUCCAGAAGCUCCAGUUACAGGUUAUAUGUUUGGAAAAGGUGUUUACUUUGCUGAUAUGGCUUCCAAGUCGGCCAACUACUGUAACACGACCCGUUCAAACAACACUGGACUUAUGUUGUUGUGCGAAGUUGCCCUGGGCAACAUGUAUGAAUUGAAAAAAGCCGAACAUGUUACAAAGUUACCUGCUGGCAAACACAGCUGCAAAGGUUUGGGUAAAACCGGGCCAGACCCUGAGGGUAACAAAGUUUUAAAAGAUGGUACUGUUGUUCCGAUGGGAGUUGGGAAAUCAACAGAUGUUAAGUCGUCAUCUUUGCUGUAUAACGAGUAUAUCGUGUACGAUGUUGCCCAAUUGGAAAUGAAAUAUUUAGUCAAACUGAAAUUCAACUACAAGUAUUAAGAUAGGUGGAAACUCCUUUUAAAUAUGGUAGCGUUGUAGCGUGAUCAUAUCAGCUGCACUAGCAUUCAUCCAUUUGAUGUCAAAAACCUGUACGUGGGAUUUAGAUCCGUCAUUUCUAACGGACUUCUUUGCGUUCCGUUUUACUUUUUUAUUAUACAUGUGAUUUAGAUUUAUUAUGGCCCCCAUAGUUUUGUUACUAGAAACAUAAGAACAACAUU